Molecule: messenger RNA, 1958 nt
Organism: Bombyx mandarina (wild silkworm)
Lineage: Eukaryota; Metazoa; Arthropoda; Insecta; Lepidoptera; Bombycidae
Product: ecdysone oxidase-like
Molecular function (GO): oxidoreductase activity, acting on CH-OH group of donors; flavin adenine dinucleotide binding
Source: RefSeq, a predicted model, not a curated record
GUUGACUUGGGCUACUGAUUCGCGUUGGUGUUAGUUGUGCCGUGUAUGCCACAUAGGUAUACCUGUUGUGCCGUGAGUCUAUCAAAAUGGACUUGCUCAACAAUAUCGUUGCAUCGGCUGAGGUUAUGUCGUUAAAACCAUUUACGGAGCUAUUGCAAGCCGUUUUCGCUGUACUGGCAACAUUGAACUUGAAGGUAGGAGGGUAUCCGGAGCAAAACGUCUUACAAAAUAAUACAUGUUACGAUAUAAUAAUUGUCGGCGCGGGUUCAUCUGGCUGCAUCCUGGCCAACCGACUCUCUGAGAUCUCAAACUGGACAGUGCUGUUACUGGAGGCCGGAGAGGAUCCUUCCAUCGAAUCCACGAUACCCGGAUUAUUUCCAUUUGUUGAUUACUCGUACGAAGAUUGGAACUACAGAACCGUUAAGAACAAUUAUUCAUGUCAAGCGCAUACAGAAAAAAAUAUUCAUUUGACGAGAGGCAAAAUGGUUGGUGGCUGUAGUGGAUCAAACUAUAUGUAUUACGCCCGAGGGAACAGACAUGACUAUGACUCUUGGGAAGAAAUGGGAAACAAAGGGUGGGACUACAAAUCAGUACUUCCAUAUUUUAUUAAAAGUGAACGACUUGAAGAUGACACAAUAUUGAAGAGCCCCUCUGGAUCUUUCCACGGGACAGAAGGUUACCUCGGUGUUACAAAACCAGACUGGGGGGAUAGGGUAGACGACUAUUUUACAGCAUUCCAACAAAAUGAACGUAAAGUUCUAUUGGACCAGAACGGACCGGAGCAGAUGGGUUACGCACUACCGACAUUUACUGUUGCUGAUAAUGUUCGCCAGAGCACAGGCUACGCUUUCUUGAGACCCAUAAAAAAUCGUAAAAAUUUGUUUCUUUCAAGAAAGUCUUUCGUCAGGAAAGUUUUAUUUAAUGAUGCAAAAGAAGCAGAAGCUGUAGAAGUCAUUCAAAAUGGUAAAAUACUGAUAAUUAAAGCAAGACAAGAAAUUAUACUAUCCGCUGGUGCAAUAAACAGCCCGCAGCUAUUGAUGCUGUCAGGGAUCGGCCCAAAAGAGCAUCUAACUGAGAUGGCCAUUUCAGUUAUCAGUGAAUCACCAAACGUCGGAAAAAACUUACAAGAUCAUGCCACUGUUCCACUCAUCAUAACUGAAAAUAAAAGCAAGAUCACUGUUGUUCAAAAUGUUGAAACAUUUACCAAUUUAAAUGAGUUGCCCGUACCGUGUCUUAUGGGAUUCGCUGCCGUCAAUAAAACGCAAACUAUACCAGACUACCAAGUAAAAUUUUUCGUAUAUCCCGUUGGUACCGUAAUUCCUGUUUGGAUUUGUAACUUUGUAUUCGGUUUGGCUGACAGCAUUUGCGUGUCUAUGGCGAAGGCAGCACAGAAAAAAGGUGUUAUUUUAGCUCUUGUAGUCCUUUUGUAUCCAAAAUCAACUGGUAAAGUUGUUCUUAAAAGCAAAAACCCUGAAGAACCUCCCUUAAUUUACACAGGCUAUUACUCUCAGGAUGAAGAUUUAGAAAAUCAUGCAAAAUACAUAGAAGACUUUUUGACCGUGCUCGAUACAGAACAUAUGAGAAAAACUCACGCGCAACCUCUGAACCUAAAUGUAAAACAAUGCAAAAAUCACAAGUUUAAUACCAGAAAAUAUUGGAAGUGUUUUGCUUUGAAUGUAGCUACAACUCUCUGGCAUCCUGUCGCUACUUGCGCUAUGGGUCCUGAAGGAGUUGGGGUAAUUGAUGACAAACUGAGAGUACAUGGUGUGAAGAAACUGAGAGUCAUUGAUGCCAGUUCGAUGCCGAAGAUUGUCGGUGGGAAUACAAAUGCUCCUACUAUCAUGAUUGCUGAUAAAGGAGCUGAUAUCAUUAAAGCUGAUUACGGCUUAUUGUGAUUCCUACGUAAACAAUAUUAAUGUAUAUUAGAAUGUUUACAAAUAAAUGAUUUUCUUAAUUCU